CAACUCUACAAACCAAGUAAACAAUGGCUACUCAAUUCUUCUCCAUUUCCUACUUCAUUUCUCUGUAUGUUGUUCUCCUUCUCUCCUUCUCCCAUUUGUCUCUCGCAAUCGUCCCUCCCUCUGCUAAUGUAUCGCAGGAUGCAGCUUGCAGAUCGACCCCUUACCCUUAUUUCUGCAAAUCCGUGCUCCCACGAAACGAGAACCGCAAUAUCACCGACUAUGGCCGGUUUUCUGUUCGUCGGUCUCUUUCAGCUGCCAGGAAGUUUCUGGGCCUGGUUGAUCGAUACCUCAGAAACCGAUCCAAUUUGUCCCAAGCAGCCAUCCGAGUUCUCGAAGAUUGUAGGCUUCUUGCUGGACUAAAUAUUGAUUUUUUGUUCAGCUCUUUUAAAACCCUGAAUUCUACCAAAAUUCUCCCUAGCUUAGAAGCCGAGGAUGUGCAAACACUUCUCAGUGCCAUACUGACUAAUCAACAAACUUGUUCUGAUGAAAUCCAAGUGACAGAAUCGGCUUGGAGAGUGAGAAAUGGCAUGUCCCUGCCUCUCUCUAAUGACACCAAACUAUACAGCGUUUCUCUAGCCCUGUUCACUAGAGGUUGGGUUUACAAGCACAAAGGAAAGAGACGGAAACCAAAGCCGGGAAGGAAGCUCAUAUUUUCAGACAUGGAAGUUGUUCGACAUGGACACCUACCCUUGAGAAUGUCAAGACGCAACCGGGAGAUUUAUGAGUAUGUUGGUAGGAGGAAGCUUCUUCAGAAUAGCAUGGAGUCUGUUUUGGUGAGGGACAUCGUGGUUGUGAGCCAAGAUGGGAAUGGAAACUUCACUACCAUCAACGACGCAGUUGCUGCAGCUCCUAACAAUACCAAAAUUGACGAUGGUUACUUCUUGAUUUACAUCGUCGGCGGCGUGUACGAGGAGUAUGUAUCCAUCGCAAAAAACAAGAAGAAUUUGAUGAUGAUCGGAGAUGGCAUUAACCAGACUAUUCUCACAGGAAACCACAGCGUGGGAGAUGGUUCGACUACAUUCAACUCUGCAACCUUGGCCGUGGUUGGACAAGGUUUCGUCGCGGUAGAUAUAACCAUCCGUAACACCGCCGGACCAGCCAAGGGCCAGGCAGUGGCGGUCCGAAAUGGGGCCGACUUGUCAACUUUCUACAGUUGCAGCUUCCAAGGGUAUCAAGAUACCCUGUAUACGCAUUCACUGCGCCAAUUCUACAGAGAAUGUGACAUCUACGGGACGGUGGAUUUCAUAUUUGGGAAUGCAGCUGUUGUGUUCCAGAAUUGUAAUAUAUAUGCUCGGCAGCCUCGGAAAGGCCAAGGUAAUGCCAUCACUGCUCAAGGUCGAACGGACCCAAACCAGAACACCGGCACAUCCAUUCAGAACUGUAGUAUCAAAGCAGCAGCAGAUCUAGUGGCUAGCAAUUUCACAACUAAGACAUACCUGGGGCGACCAUGGAAGGAGUACUCCAGGACGGUGUACAUGCAAUCCUUCAUUGAUAGCUUGGUAGAACCUUCUGGUUGGAGCAUAUGGACUGGUGACUUCGCAUUGAGUACGCUGUACUACGCCGAGUACAACAAUUGGGGACCCGGAUCGAACACCAGCAACAGAGUUACAUGGCCCGGUUACCAUGUCAUCAAUGCAACUGAUGCCGCCAAUUUCACAGUCUCCAACUUCAUAUUGGGAGAUGCUUGGAUACCUGCAACAGGGGUUCCUUACUAUGGCGGCCUACUAUGAGAAUACAGAAUCACCUGCUGCCCAUGUUUACUCUGUUUCCUUUUAUUCAUCUUAUUCCUGCAAUUUGUAUUGGUGAUGGAUAAAUGCCGAAGGGCUUGUUUACUAAUAAUCACUUUAACAGCCUAGUUAAUGUA
Molecule: messenger RNA, 1864 nt
Organism: Nelumbo nucifera (sacred lotus)
Lineage: Eukaryota; Viridiplantae; Streptophyta; Magnoliopsida; Proteales; Nelumbonaceae
Product: putative pectinesterase/pectinesterase inhibitor 7
Biological process (GO): cell wall modification
Molecular function (GO): pectinesterase activity; enzyme inhibitor activity
Source: RefSeq, a predicted model, not a curated record